Molecule: messenger RNA, 2770 nt
Organism: Liolophura sinensis
Lineage: Eukaryota; Metazoa; Mollusca; Polyplacophora; Chitonida; Chitonidae
Product: p21-activated protein kinase-interacting protein 1-like
Exons: 10
Coding region: 6-1232 (408 amino acids)
Molecular function (GO): protein binding
Source: RefSeq, a predicted model, not a curated record
ACUUCAUGAAAAUGGACAUGCAGGAGGUAGAAAUUGUGGCGGGCACAUACGAGGAAUUGUUGUUGGGUUAUAAACUAGUGGAAGAGGAUGGAAGUUUCAGGUUACAGCCGAGUUUCACAGAUCACUCCCACACAGGCUGUAUCAAGACCGUGGCGAUUUCCCGCAGAGGUGUUCUGGCGUCUGGCGGCUCGGACGAGGUCGUGAGACUGAUAAACCUGAAAAAGAGGACAGAGCUGGGAUCUCUGAUGGAACAUGAAGGAGCUAUCACAUGUGUACAGUUUUAUCGAGGAUCACACUUGUUCACAGCCAGUCAAGACAAAACCAUCUGUAUCUGGAAAAGUUUUACAUGGGAAUGUUUGAGAACAUUAAGGGGACAUAAAGGAGGGGUCAAUCAUGUGUCUGUUCAUCCCAGUGGAAAACUAGCAUUGUCCGUGGGUAAGGACAACUCUAUGCAGACAUGGAAUCUUCUGCGGGGCAGAUCAGGGUACAUCACUAACACCAAACAAGCUUGUGAUCUUGUGGUCUGGUCGACAUCUGGGGAUUCCUACAUCAUGGUAACCAACAACAGCCUGGCUGUCUACAACACUGAGACUGCCACAGUCCAGUGUUCCAUUGAAGCUCCAGGGAGGGUAAACGCAGUGAUAUUCCUACAGAAUGAGGUGAUAGCGUAUGGUGGAGAAGGUGGCGAAAUCUUUAUUCACAACAUCAAGGACAACAAACACCUGUCUUGUGUGAAGUCCAACACUGUAAGAAUCCGUGGCUUGGGGUGCAGGCAUAGUCCUUACAACAACAACAAGCAGCUAAUGGUGUCAGUCUCCAGUGACGGUCUUAUAAAGGUGUGGGAAAUUGACACAGAUGAGAAGGCAGAUGUACAGUGCAGCCUUUUAUGUGAACACAAUACAAAAUUCAGGCUGACAUGUGUUGCCAUAACUCCAUCAAAACUAGAUAACUCUGCCACAGUUAAGAGUGCCAGUGAAGAGAAAUCCAAGAAAGACAACUCUGUGGGGACAGGAUCAAAUGAUCUGGUGGAAGGUCAGUCUGAGAGUGAGUCUGAUGCUGAUUUGACAGCACACAGGGUUCCUUCAUCAAAGGUAACCAAUCAGCAACCAGACAGGAAAUAUGUUAACAGAGCUAAACGGAAGAGAAAGCAAAGACCUGCCACAGAUGAAUUUCCACCUUCGGAGCAUAGGUCCAUGAAGAAGAAAAGGAGAAAUCCAAAGAAAGUUUCAUAAGCUUGCAAUUUGCAUUGUAAUCAUCAUUAAAUGUUGAAAUUUUAGCUCAUUGACCUGCAUUUUCAGUUUUUUUAUUAUCAUAUUUAGGGCUUUUUCAUUUGUUCACACCCUGUCUUCACCCAAUUUUUAAGACAUAUUUCUGAAAUUAUUUUGUGUAACUUUUAUUCUAAGUGGCGCUGCGUGCAUGAAAUUUUGAUUUUACGAAAAAAAAUGCAGAACAUUUAAUUUACACAGUUCUUUGGUUUCCUCCACCACCCUGGUUUUCUCCAGCAGCGUCCUGUCCUCUAGCACUCUGGGUCAUCAGAUGAACAUUAAAGACCAUGUGUGACCACACCACCAUAUGAGCAGCCCAAUCCGCUCUAGAAAUUAUCAGGCAUAAACCUUCAUUCAUCUCUGCACUUCAUCUUCAAUGAAAAACUUCAUAUGAACAGAGUAUGUUGUAAAUAUAUGAGGAAUUUCUUUAUUUCAUGUGUAACUAAAAACUAAGACAUACAACCUAGCACCAAGCAAGUUUUUCAUUUUGUACACAGGGACGUACUGCAUUUUGAGCUGUCUGAUGCAUUAACCAGUCCGGGAGUAGCAAUCAGAUGAUAUAAAUGAACAAAAUAUUUUAAAAAAGUAUUACACAAGUUAACCAAAGCAUUCUAAAAUUCAACAUGACAAAAGUAACACCGCCAGUUUCUCUGAAAUUUAGCAGAAACAAAAUUGCAAGGUCCUCGAUGAAAAGUCGCAGUCAUACAUUAAUCCACAAGUAUAUGUACACACACACACACAAGACGGUACAUACAUUGAACAUUGUGAAAACAUUCUAAAUGACAAGCUAUCACUGGUGCCACUGAGUUAUCUUCUUCAUAUGAAAUUAUGUACAUUGACCAAGGAAAUCCAUUUCCCUGAUCUAUUCUAUACCAGAAGCAGACAGUAAACCAAAUAGUGUGAUUAACUCACCUUCAUUAAAGGAAAAGACCUGAAAAAUUCAAAGUAGGUAUCACUAAAAAGACCGUUUAAAACUAUGCAGAAUUACAGUUUCAUUUAUUUUUUAAAUGUUUGUGAAAGAAGCAGCUAGCUGUUCUGGCUGGUUUUGUCCUCAGUCAUACUAAAGAGGGAGAGGAACCUAUGCAUGUGGUUGUUUUUUUUCUGUUCAUUUUCUGUUCAUAAAUACCAUAUUUAUUAAUAUUCAUCAGCUAUCAAGUCGAGUGGAUCGAGUCUUCUCUGCCUGUUGGAUCAAGGCUGUAAAAGUUGCUGUAUGUGAAAUGUGACAAACUUGAUCAAAUCAAGUUUAAGUACCCCUACAUGGUAUUGGAUAUGUACAAGUGGAGUAUUUCUGUGUACACAAACACACUAUUAAUGUGAGUGUUCACAGUAAAUAUCUGUGUCAUUAAAACUCUACAUCCUAAAUCAUAAUUCCAUUUGAAGUAACUCAAAGCAAAUAUUAUGGAGACACUGAAAAUACCAAGUAGAAUGUGUGACCUUAAAGUGCUGUUGUUAAAUUAGCCUUCGAAAGCAGAUGAAGAAUAAAACUUCAAAGGCCAUUGUCUUCU